Exophiala xenobiotica is the source of this 1586-nucleotide messenger RNA. RefSeq lists its product as uncharacterized. The annotation marks the transcript as partial. Gene Ontology annotation, molecular function: sulfite transmembrane transporter activity. The record is from RefSeq and is a predicted model, not a curated record. NCBI's taxonomy places the organism in Eukaryota, Fungi, Ascomycota, Eurotiomycetes, Chaetothyriales, Herpotrichiellaceae. Gene Ontology annotation, cellular component: plasma membrane. The transcript has 5 exons. Gene Ontology annotation, biological process: sulfite transmembrane transport; transmembrane transport.
GCUUGCGCCAUCCCGAUGCCUCGACGAGUGCAAGUGCCAACUGCAAGGCCGGCACUCGCACGAAUCGUCACGAAUUGUGCCGAUGCCUUGACAACGUCCUUGACGAAAGGCAGUGGGGACCAUGGGGAUCUCACGACCUGGUGUCCAGAUCUAGGAGCCGACUACGAUCGCUCGUCGACUACAAGUACCACAUCCACGGCAGGAGCUUCGAAAUCUGCUAGUACAUACAAAGACGGUGUGAUGCGCGAUCGGCAUGGGCAAGAGCAUGGCGAGCGGCAGAUUCUAGCGGAUAUCACGAAUGCGACGGGAAUGACCUUCACCGACAGCGAACGUGGACGUGGAACUGAACGGCAAGGUCGCGAUGAACGAGAAAGAGGCUGGCGAAAGUUCGUCAAGUAUUUCAGUCCUUCUUGGUUCACCGUGACAAUGGGCACGGGCAUCGUGUCCAUCCUGCUGAACCAGUUCCCCUACCAGGUACGCUGGCUGUACUGGCUGUCCGUCAUCGUCUUCGUGCUCAAUCUCGUACUGUUCAUCUUCUUUCUCCUCGUCUCAAUCUUGCGCGGUAUCAUGUGGUCUGAGACGUGGAGCAUGGCCACGGACCGUCCGAAGCAGAGACUGUUCAUCGGAUGCAUCCCGACGACCAUGUCUACGAUCGUCAAUAUGAUGGUCUUGGUGUGCGUGCCUGCUUGGGGAGAGUGGGUGGUAUACACGGCUUGGGGAUUGUGGAUGGCCGAUGCCGCGCUAUCACUUAUUUGCGCGCUGUACCUCCCCUUCAUACUCAUCAAGCGAGCCGAUGAGACGCCUCUUUCGGCAUAUACCGCACUGCAAUUGUUUCCGAUCAUCGCGUGUGUUGUGGCAUCAGCGUCGGCGGCCGUCAUGAGCAGUGUCAUACCGCGACCUGAACAGGCUCUCGCGACGCUCGUGAUCGGGUAUGUGCUGUGGUCCCUUGGCUUCCCAACGGCAUUGUUCAUUAUGGUGGUAUAUUUCCAGCGGCUGGCGAUCCAUAAGCUCCCACCCAAGGAAGUCAUUGUAUCCUGCUUCAUGCCGCUGGGACCGCUGGGCAUGGGCGGCUUUGCGAUACUUAGGCUCGGCAGUGUGGCGAUGAAGGUGUUUCCGCAGACGGAGACGAUUCAUCCCUUGGCUGGUGAUCUGGCGUACAAUCUGGGCGUGUUUUUGUGCCUGAUCUUCUGGGGGUUUACGUUGUUGUGGCUGUUCCUGGCCGUCGCAACGAUCCAUCAUUGCAAGCAUUUUCCGUUCAACAUGGGUUGGUGGGGAUUCACCUUUCCCAUCGGUACCUUUGCCUUGUCGAGUAUUGCCCUUGCGCAGGAGCUACCGUCGAGAUUCUUCAGGGUCAUUGGAGCGAUAACGUCAGUCUGCGUGUUCUUGUUGUGGCUUCUGGUAGCUGGUGCCACGUGUAGGGACCUCAUAACGGGUGGAAAGAAGCUGUUCAAUGCGCUGCCUGAUCCGAAGCAUCGUGUUAAUGAAGGGCCUGUGGAAACAGUUGGCGACGUCCCUGGCAAGAAUGCAUGAAUGAGGGCGAUUUCGAAAACAUUGGGGUUGCAACUAGUUCUCUUCUUGUUGGCAAU